UCUGCUCGGAGGGGGAUUGAGCGCUGCAGACGGACACAGAAGGAGAAGCGUGUGUUUAUGUAAAACCGAGAGGUGGAUUUCAAAAGCACUGAUGGGAUGUGAACAAACGACAAACAGCAACUGAAAGAACAACACUUGGGAUCAACUCUGACGGCAAAGAACAGAAUUCAAAGGACGUCUGAUGGCCAUGCAAUGUAAUACAAGAGCUGCAUCUCAACCAACGGACUACUGAGUGAUUCUAAAGCGUGAACACGUGCAUGAAUUCAGAAGUUCAAUGUGUUGAAACUCUGACUCUUUAAGAAACGUUUGAAACAAAAAGGACUGGAAGUUCAAGGCGAUGUCUUUUGCCAUGGUGCGCCCGGCCCCUAGCCGCUACCUGUACUCCGAGAUCUCCAUGAUGUCCGAGGACGAUGAAAACGGCAGCGAGAGUUCAGGCUCUGACGACCGCUCGUUUCGCUUGGACACCUCGGGGUACGAUCUGAAAAUCGGCGGCAGAAAAAGGAAACCCGGCGGACGGCUGGUAGGAGAGCCACCUGUAUCCGCCGUCACGACGGGUUUGAUUGUCCCCGAGGGCCGGCAACGCAACACGGCCAACGCACGGGAGCGAGACCGCACCAACAGCGUCAACACCGCUUUCACGGCAUUGAGGACUCUUAUCCCCACGGAACCGGCCGACCGGAAGCUGUCCAAGAUCGAGACUCUGCGGCUGGCGUCCAGUUACAUCUCGCACCUGGGAAACGUGCUGCUGGUGGGGGAGGCCUGCGGGGACGGACAGCCGUGUCACAGCGGGGGACCGUCCACCUCCAACUACUACCACCAUCACAGCUCUCCAAGCCGAGACUCAGAGAACGCUCAACCCAAACAGAUCUGCACCUUCUGCCUCAGCAACCAGAGGAAAGUGAGCAAAGACAGAGAGAGAAAGUCAGCCCUGAGGAGUUGAACAGAUUCACGAACCCUCAACGCAAACCUGUGUGUGUAUAUAUGCAAAUAUCCAUACAUAUUUAAUUAUUUCUACGUCGACUUUGGACUCGUGUGAUUUAACGGAGGGAAAAGAAAUACUGGAAAGAGCUGAACAUUUUGCCACGACUUUCCAGCACAUCAACUGCAACGGCAACAUUUCUGUUCUGGGAGUUCAUGCUUUUCACCAAAGACUAUCAAAGCAAGCGAAACCUUUAACAAGGUCAAAAAUAAUCACGUGACCGUCCCGGGAGAUACGGACUCGAACUUUGCAAAGCGAUCCGUGGAAGAACAUUCAUCUGGUAUCAAAGCCACGGGUGGAUCACAUUAUUUCUUACGAAUUUGUUAAAGACACUUAGCCUGACUAUGAAAUGACAAUAUGUUUAAUAAACGCUGUAUACUGUAUGUCUUAUAUGGCAAUUUACAUAUAUUCUUUCUUGGUUAAAUUAAAACUAAAUAUUGGACAAGUGGAAAGAAUUUCUUCUCGGUUUCUUUUUGGCCGGACUCGCGUCAUCUCUAAGAGAAGACUUUGGACAUGUCUGCGUGCGUCUGGAAGGCCUGUCAUUUAAAGCAACACCUCAUUACAGCUAGAAAAACACGAGCCGUCCAAAUACAAAUCAAACUCUGGACACAUCUUACGUUGGGGGUCCGCUCACCAGAACGAUUUCAUUUCACAUUCUCCUUCUGAUUUUAAUCUAGCUCAGCCUUCACAAAGUUCAGCAGAGAUAUUCAGAUAUUGCAUAUAUCUAUACUUCAUACAGAAUUGAGCCAUUCUUACAGAUAUGGGCUGUUGUUUAUUUGUCUAUAGAACUGACACGAGGAGGACAAUGUAUAAAACUUUUUUAAAGAUUCA
Messenger RNA from Triplophysa dalaica, 1810 nucleotides. RefSeq names its product scleraxis bHLH transcription factor a (gene scxa). NCBI's taxonomy places the organism in Eukaryota, Metazoa, Chordata, Actinopteri, Cypriniformes, Nemacheilidae. The coding region runs from base 338 to 940 and encodes 200 amino acids. The record is from RefSeq and is a predicted model, not a curated record. Gene Ontology annotation, molecular function: DNA-binding transcription factor activity, RNA polymerase II-specific; protein dimerization activity; RNA polymerase II transcription regulatory region sequence-specific DNA binding. Gene Ontology annotation, biological process: developmental process; regulation of transcription by RNA polymerase II. The transcript has 2 exons.